Camelina sativa (false flax) is the source of this 2164-nucleotide messenger RNA. RefSeq lists its product as uncharacterized. Gene Ontology annotation, biological process: DNA-templated transcription. NCBI's taxonomy places the organism in Eukaryota, Viridiplantae, Streptophyta, Magnoliopsida, Brassicales, Brassicaceae. Gene Ontology annotation, molecular function: transcription corepressor activity. The record is from RefSeq and is a predicted model, not a curated record.
CCGUCGUUCCCAUUGAUUGAUUAGUCUUCUUCUUCUUCUUCUCUCUCUCUAUUUCUCUCUCUUAAGAGCCGAUGAUAAACGACGGCGGUUAUCACCGGAACUGAGGGAAGUUAGCUGGACAUGGCGGGUGAAGAUGUUUCGAGAAAUUUCCGAGCUUUGGUGGAGAACGCAGACCGGAAAUUCGCGAGAGUUCGCGAUCUCCCAACGUUUGGAAGAGCACAGAGUCACUACUUCCACAAGGUAUUCAAAGCUUAUAUGAAGCUAUGGAAUUAUCAGCAAUCUCACAGGUCGAAGCUGGUCGAGUCCGGUUUAAACCGAUGUGAAAUCGGCGAGAUCGCGAGCCGGAUUGGUCAGCUUUACUUUAGUCAGUACAUGAGGACUAGUGAAGCUAGGUUCCUUCUUGAGUCUUAUGUCUUCUACGAAGCGAUUUUUAGGAGGAGGUACUUUGAAGGAGAAGCUCAGGAGGGGAAAGAUCUUGGUGCUCGUUUCAAGGAGUUACGUUUCUAUGCGAGGUUUUUGCUUGUUUCUUUGAUUGUGGAUCGGAAAGAUAUGGUUUUGCACUUGGCUGAGAAGCUUAGGGUUUUGGUUGAUGACAGCAAAUCUAAUUUCAGGGAGACAAACUUUAAGGAGUGGAGGCUAGUUGUGCAAGAGAUCACUAGGUUUAUACAAUCUGAUACAGACUUAACUUAUGUCAGGCCUCUACGUUACUGUGCAAUGCUUGAUUCUUAUCCAGCUUCUCAGACAUAUCUAGCUCGGUUUCACGCUAAGAAAUUGUUCAAGUUUCGUGAUGCUCUCUUGGCAAGCUAUCACCGUAAUGAGGUGAAAUAUGCUGAAGUCACGUUGGAUACUUAUAGAAUGAUGCAGUGUUUAGAAUGGGAACCCAGUGGAUCUUUUUACCAAAAAAAGCCUGUUGAAACGAAGGAGAAUGGUUUUGUGAUUGAUCACACUUUAACCUCUGGGCUUAUAGAUAUGAAGUUAGCUGCUGAUAUGGCUGAUCCAACAUUACCUCCUAAUCCUAGGAAAGCAAUUCUUUAUCGCCCCUCAGUAUCCCACUUGCUAGCGGUCUUGGCAAUGAUUUGUGAUGAGCUUUCUCCAGAGUGCGUGAUGCUUAUAUAUUUGUCAGCUUCAGGUGGUCCUGCUCGUGAAAAUGUUGCGCAACCAGAGAACUCUGUUGGUUCAAGCAGAACAUCAAAAAGUAAGCUGCUUGCUCGAGCCUCCCAAGAACAGAAAAGUUACAAGUCAGAACCACAUAGUAAUGGAAAAAUGUUGUCUGGUGAUUAUUAUGAGGAUCAUCUCUGGUUAGGUCCUAGAGGAGGCUCUGGCUCAAACAACCUUUACCCUGGUGACCUAAUCCCUUUUACACGAAAACCGCUUUUCUUGAUCAUUGAUAGCGACACUAGCCGUGCAUUCAAGGUUCUGAGUGGAGCAGAGAGAGGCGAGCCUGUUGCUAUGCUUCUUUCACCUCUGAAGCCAUCAUUCGAGAACCCAUCUACUGAUGAUACGGACGCACUCAACGGAAGUCAGUUUACCUUUUUCUUAACAGCACCUUUACAAGCAUUCAGUCAAAUGCUGGGCCUCUCAAACUCAAACCCCGACCCGGAAGUUUAUGAUGAAGCAGAGAGCAUACUUUCUGCUUCCUUCUCAGAGUGGGAAACGAUUCUGUUGACUUCCAAAGUCUUGAAUCUUGUCUGGGCACAAGUCUUGCCUGAUCCAUUCUUGAGACGGCUGAUUCUAAGAUUCAUAUUCUGCCGGUCUGUACUCACAUCCUUCAGCCGCACAGAGGAUGAUGAUGACCCGUAUUUACCUCAGUGCCACCCGAACCUCCCAGAGCUGCUCUCACCGGUAUCAAAACCGGUGCAGUCCUCAGUACAACGACUAGCUGAUCACUUGGGUGUAGCCAAAUCUUUCCACUUCAACAAGACAUAAAUUUAGAGAAAAAUCCCAUGAGCCUAGGUUGUUUGUUCGUUUUUUAAAUUAUAUAUAGAAAAAGUCUGUAUUUUUUUUUUUUAGGGUAUAAAGAAAAGAGAAUUGUAAUUUGGGGAGUUUAAUUUUUUAUUUUGAUUUGAUGAUUCUUUUUAGUUUUUGGUCCUUUUGUAAAAGAAGAUUAGAGAACAAGGGGUAAUAAUAUCAUUAGUCUCUUCUUUAGGAUGAUGGGUUUGCUGCU